This is a messenger RNA of Trachymyrmex septentrionalis, 3730 nucleotides long. RefSeq lists its product as uncharacterized. The record is from RefSeq and is a predicted model, not a curated record. The coding region runs from base 756 to 2981 and encodes 741 amino acids. Lineage: Eukaryota; Metazoa; Arthropoda; Insecta; Hymenoptera; Formicidae. The transcript is spliced from 8 exons.
CUGGCCGCCAGUCAGUCCCGCUCCAGGCUUCUUCGCGGCAAUAUUGGUCCGCUCGGACGCAUUCUCGAUCGUGUUCAAAUAUUAAAUGCCGUUCCAUUAAUUGUCAAUUUUUGUUUAAUACACACAGAUCUAAAUACACGAGUGUCAAAAUUCUUUUUUGCAAAUAUCGUGAUACUUCUCAUCUCUCCUUUCAUCAUCAUAUCUAGCUAUAAAGUGAUUACUUCUCAAAAAAAAAAAAAAAAAACCAACAGCAGUGUUAAUUAUUAAUAAUUUAACUUUGUUUAAUCGAUAAGUUAGAUUUGAACAUUUUAGUUUUUUUUUCUUUCAAGUUUAAUCGUUCGUGCACUGAAUACUGAUGCACCAUUUCGUUCCCAGUGCGGUUCAGCCGAUUGAUCGGUUGGUCCAGAAAUCGACGAAAACAAAUUUCUCGUGACUGGUGUACCGUGCGUGUUAAAACGGUGCCCCUUCAUCCGCGAGUGAAGGUACUCCGGGUUUACGACUACAGCUGCCACUCGUCGAAGUUAAAGGCACGGAAACACGCGAGUUGAUCUGAAAAUAUACAUCGUGGAUAGUGGAUCAAGAAGAAGGAGUGGCAUUUUCGUGCACGAUGCAAGAGAGCUGAUGCCAAAGCGAAGAAAUCGCUGGAUAUCACCGGGAGGAUCCAGACAUCUGUCUGGAGCACGCGCAUUUUGCAGGCUCAUCCUAGCGAUGCGACAUUCCACGCUGGUUCCGCGUAAUCAUUGACAAUUGGCAAGAUGCGAAGCGAGGUGGGCGAAUGGCUGGCUACGUGCGUAGGCUCGCCAAUAUGCAUCCUGCUGCUGUCAUGGUCCCUAUUGAUCUACCAGAAUCAAUCCUCAUCCACGAAAAGAAAAAUCGACGUGCUGACAGUCGCGAUUCUUUCUCAAAGUCUCACACAUCAAUUAGGGUUACUGCUGUACGCGAUUCUCACGUUGAUCCGUCCAGCGAAUCAUUUUGGAGAGUUAUGCUCAACAUUGGUAUGGGUCCUGAACUCGUCGAGUAUUCUCCAGGAACUGACCUUGACGUCGAUCGCAGUGUUCGCGGCGAUCAGCAGUCGCGAUGAUGUUAUCAAUCUCACGAAGAAUCAUCUCAAAUACCAUUUGGUGAGCCUGAGCGUCAUCAGCGCCUGCAUUGGUGUCACCGGCGUCCUCAACUUCGAGCCGGAGGUCUGCGUCUUCCUGGCCCACGAGAUCUCCCAUAAAUAUGGAGUCUUCGUCAACUCCCUCAGGGGUCUUUUGGCCCUUACGUCUUUUUUCGGCGUGUUGGUUGCGAUCUUUAAAAAUCUUUGUCGUCCACCGACUUCUGAACUGCUCAAGUCGGUUUCCGAUCUGUCCGAGGCGAGCUCGAAGAACUCUUCAGGAGCAUUCGAGUGUCACCCACAGCAUUGGGAUCCCUCAAGCGGAUCGUGCACCAGUGGUUCGACGAACAGCAGGGCGUGUUUAAGAAAGAAGAAAGUACAGGUGGACGAGACCAGCGGCAGAUCUACCGUUUACAGCAUACUCUUUGUCUGCUACGUCUUUGAACAUUUACCCAUCCUGAUUAUCUCGAUUAGGCCGAGCCUUCUAAAGAAUUUCUGCACACCGCAAAAUCUGGCAACGUGGUUGCCACUGGUGAAGGAUACUCUGCUUCCGGUUUUUCUGGCUCUCUUCGAUAAGAUGUUUUGCCGAUACGUGGCCAAGGUGUACACAAAGCAGGAUCAUGCAAGGAGACUGUCGCACGGCGGUAUAGAUGGUAAAUUUCGACACUUCGAACAAGAUACCGAGUACAAGCUGCAGUUGAACCUCAAUCACGGAUUAAAGUUCCCUCUGACUAACGGAAGCCUCUACGGACGGUUGCACAGCCAUCAGAACAGAGCAAAAACUGGCACGAUUACUAUGGGAAUUCAGCAACAUUAUCCUAAAACGCAACCUAUGAAUGAAGACGGCAGCUAUGCAUCUCUGCCAGCAGAACUAUCGUCCUUCACGAGUUCGACCUUCGAACCGCGUCAGGAUAAAAUUUCCGAAUCGCCGAAGAAGAAUCCAGUGGAGCAAUUAUCGUCGGGAUACAGCAGACGACCGAGACCAAACGAGAAAUUGCACGAGCUGGCUGGUAAUCGUAGGAAGAUCGGCAGCACUGAUGUCUUCGGGCAGAACAUGGAGAACCUAGUACAAUUGGAGGAUUCUGCGAAUAAUCGAAAAAUCAAGAAUCUGGACGAGAUUCGCGAAGAACCAUCCAGGCGACACGCUCGGAGCGUCCUCGGUCUGGAGAAGCUAAUUCUCGGGCUGGAAAACAACCUUCAAGAGCAGCAUUAUUCUAGAAACAUUCUACGCAGGAAUCAAAGCUUCGACCAUGCCAGAUAUCAUCGACCUGUGAUCAACUCGAGAACUUAUAAUUUAAAGAAAGACGAUCUCUUGAGAGAGAAUCUUCAUUUAAAUCUCCAUAGACAAGAUAGUCAUUGCGAAGGAUAUGAUAGCUCCGAUGAUGAGAGCUGCGAUCUGGAGAAUGGCGACUUCGACACAAUGAGCUCUUGCAGGAGCAGGAGCAGAAGCUGUUGUUCCGUUACCACGGUCGCCAAUGAUGAUUUUGAAUAUUUUCAGCGUAAGGGAACCAAGGUGGAGUUGCUGCCCUCGAAGCGAACCGGCGAGGUAAAGGUCAGCAUGCGAUCUUUCACGCCGCGUAUCAUAGAGAACGGUACGGAGGAUCGGGAGGACAAGAAGUGCGGUAGCAAUACGAAGCUGUCCGACACGAAGCCUAGCAUACAGUCCUAUCAUCUAAAAACUAAAAGGAUCGCGCCCGGUUAUUCGAUGAACGACCUAGAUAAACUGACUGCUAAUAAAAUGAUGCCGAAUCUCUCGAUGGAGAAUCUGAAGACCAUCCUAAAGAACUCCGACGUGAGUUACCUCGAUAAUGGCGACAUAUGCAAACACGAUAUUGGCGGCUCGGUACCGGACUUCAAAAAGAUUUUCGUCACCGAGUUUAUAUGAAAUUGCCACAACAAUUACAUAAAGACUGCAUCGUUUGUCCUUGUGAUGUUAGCAGCGGCAUGUCAACAGAUGUAAAUGAUUUACUUUGUGAGAUCUAUAGUCUAUAAAUACCUCUAUACUAACUAAACUGUAGAAAACCGCAACGAAUAGAGAAAAAGAAGGCAUACAAAUACCUUGUCCUUCUUGUGCACUGAAAACAAAUUGCUCGUUUGACUGCAUUAAUUUAAUCCGUCUUUAUUUCUUUCAUUAUUCAGAAAAUAUAUAUAUUUAAGUAAAAUCUAAUAUGUUUGACUUAAAUACGUACAUUCUUCUUUGAAAGGAAUAAAAAUGAACUAAAUUAAUUUAGUCAAGUAAAUUUUUUUAAUGUGGUUUUACCACACUAAAAAAUUAAUCGGCAAAUUCCUGACAAAGAAAACUGUACAAUCUUUGGCUCAGAGUGUCAUUGUUUAAGAAUUGAAACACUCUUCGAUAGCUCAUUCCAGUAUACUAUUAGGCUCACUGACUUUGUACAGCCGAGAAAUAUUAUUCUUCUUAGCAUAAAUGUAUGUAUAAAAAAUAUUAUUGGAAAUUCUUUCAUUUUUUGAAAGAUUGUAUUGAUAAUGGAAUUGAGAAAAAGUACGUAAAUUAGAGCAUUAAGGUGAUAACAAUCUUAACAGGGAAAGUGAUUGAUAAAUCCCUCCAUCAAUCAAGUUGGACUUUGAAGGCACAGUCGAAUUUUUGAAUUUUGUGAAUUUUGGUAAAUUCUGUAA